Messenger RNA from Metarhizium brunneum ARSEF 3297, 1626 nucleotides. RefSeq lists its product as uncharacterized. NCBI's taxonomy places the organism in Eukaryota, Fungi, Ascomycota, Sordariomycetes, Hypocreales, Clavicipitaceae. The record is from RefSeq and is a predicted model, not a curated record. Gene Ontology annotation, cellular component: Golgi apparatus. Gene Ontology annotation, molecular function: small GTPase binding. Gene Ontology annotation, biological process: Golgi organization; endoplasmic reticulum to Golgi vesicle-mediated transport.
AUGUCGUCAACAGCUGCUGGUGAGCCCACCCAGGCCAUCAAUUCUGCUUCCAAGAAGAAGAACAACAGAAAGAAGAAGAAUGCCAACAAGAACAAGGAUACCACGCCUCUAAGUAACGGCGAUGCGACCCACGAGGACGUACAAAAUGACAACGAUGAAGACGACGAUGACCUGGACACUGCAGCGAGCACGGACAAGCUAAAGCCGGAGGGUAAUGGACGCGCCGUAGAACCAUCCAAAGCCACCGACGGGACUUCCGACUCAGACCCGACUGCGAAACUCGAAGCAAUGGGGAAAGAACGGGAGGCGCUCCGGGCUGAGGUGGAACAGCUUCGCAAACAACUGGAGAGUAUUCAGGAAACGCACCAACAGGAAGUCUCGCAGCUCAAAACGGAUCUCGAAGAGAGCAACUCGGCAAAGGAGCACGCCGAAGAGCAGUACCAGACCCUCCUCGACCGAGUUGAGAAGAUCAAAGAAUCGCUCAGCGGCAGGCUAAAACGCGACAAGGCUGAGCUAGAAGAAGCCAGGGAGCGAAUAGAAGAGCUAGAGGCGCAAAACGAGCAGCUGCAGGGUUCCGCACAGUCCACGGGCGAAGAUGUCGAGAAACUCAAGCAAGAGCUCCAAGACGCCAAUAGAGAGCUGUCCACGCUGCGAAGCCGUAACAAUCUCUCGGCCCACAAUUGGCACAAGGAGAAGGAGGAGCUGACCAGGACAGUGCAGCAUCUCAAGGAGGAGAUGGAGACGACAGCGAAUGCCAUGGGCGAAUGGGAAGUGUUGGCCAUGGAAGAGCGCUCUAUUAAAGAGAACCUAGCGGAUAAAGUCGGUGAUCUUGAGGAGCAGAUCCAGACGCUGAAGAAAAAUUACGAGACCGCUGCCGCGGACCGCGAUAGCCAAGCCACUCUCGUGGAUAACCUGCAAAAUGCCCUGCGAGAGAUCCAAGACGCCCGCAAGAAGGAGCUGCGGGAUAUGGUUGAGACAACGGAAUCACAGCUGCAAGCGCAGAAACUAGUGGCCCAACAGGCUGAGGCGCGAGCUACGGAAGCCGAGGCGGCCAAAGACGAAAUGUCAAAGGAACUUGAGCGAACGGCGCCAUUUGAGAAGGAGGUCAGGGAGAAAACUUUGCUCAUUGGCAAGUUGAGACACGAGGCUAUUGUACUGAACGAUCACUUGACAAAGGCGCUGCGAUAUCUGAAGAAAACCAAGCCAGAGGAUAAUGUCGACAGACAAGUCGUGACAAACCACCUCCUGCACUUCCUCACCCUCGACCGCGGCGAUGCCAAGCGUUUCCAAGUCCUUCAGGUGAUGGCCGGCUAUUUGAACUGGACCGACGAACAGCGCGAGCAAGCAGGCCUCGCUCGUCCCGGCGGCUCCGUUGGCAGCUUGCGACUGCCUACAUCCCCUUUCCACAGAACACCCAGUUCGCCUUCACUCAACGCGGAUGUCUUUUCGGAACCCACGUCGGCCAAAGACAGGGAGUCUCUUGCGGAGUUGUGGGCAAAUUUCUUGGAGAGGAGUGCGCAGGAGGGUGCAGGCGAUGGAUUGUCAAAGGACUCUGGGUCCCGCAAGGCAAGUGUUAGUAGUAUAACGACAGGCACAGCGGUGGCCAAACCCGACUCCGGGCCGUGA